Messenger RNA from Lytechinus pictus (painted urchin), 3230 nucleotides. Its product is annotated as zinc finger MIZ domain-containing protein 1-like. The coding region runs from base 319 to 615 and encodes 98 amino acids. Lineage: Eukaryota; Metazoa; Echinodermata; Echinoidea; Temnopleuroida; Toxopneustidae. The transcript is spliced from 4 exons. The record is from RefSeq and is a predicted model, not a curated record.
AGAGAGCACUGAUGAGGGACUUGGAGGAGAUUGCAAGUAUUUCUCUUCAGGUUUCAUGUUGAGUGUUUAACCUCUUUUGGCAGUUUGGCUGAAUGAAGGUGCUGAUUUGAAAGCCGAGCUUUAUUCCGCUAUACGAUGGGGUGUUAGGAAGCGUAGCCAGCUAGCGCGGAGGAAUUAUUUUCUUCAUUUCUCUCACCGUGACGGCAAGGAAUGUAAUUCAAUCAGCAGCGCAGGUAGGGCUACCAGGUUGCUUCUACCCAUAUUUUCUCUCUCUCUCCUUGUUUCAUCCAGCGAUGAUGACCGGAAAAAGAGAAAAGAAUGGCUGGCGAGGUGUCCGUGGAGCGACAUGUUCUUCAGACCAUUGAGAGGUUAGCCUGCAUACAAAAGCAAUUAUCAAACCAGAACAGUUUCCAGACUGCCGCCAGGGAGCUACUAGAGUGGUGUACAGAUAUAAGGGCAUUCCAGAGACAGUUUGAGUCUUCUCUGAUCAACUGCCUCACAAUUGUGAGCCAAGUAGCACCACAGGGAGGCUACGAUCUAGACUUGGGAUACAGGCUUCUUGCUGUAUGUGCCGCUAACAGGGAUAAACUCAGCCAGAAAUCAUCAGGUAAGUGACUGUCUAGAAAGACUAACUGCAUUUUGUGUAGGAGUAUCAUACACAUUAACUAUCAUGAAUAAUUCAAGCAAUGUAAUUUCAAACAAUGUCUGUAAAUCAUAGGCUUCUUUGCGGUAGUAAAACAUGAAUAUAGAUAUGGAGAUCUUGAAAUUGUCUGGACAUAAAUCAUUUUUUUCAGAGUUAUGGAGGAUGAUGAUGGGGGGUAUUAAACUUAAAUAGAGGAAUGAAACAUCAAACAAUCAAUCUAGCAUACUUAGAACAUGCUUAUUUAUCUUUGUAAAUAAACCCUAGUCAAUCUUCCUAUGUGUAUUUUUAAAUUUGGAUUUAAGAUCCUAUUUUGCAAGUGAAAACUUAAAGAAGUAUAAUAAUGUUUUAAAUCUUGGACAAGUUUGGUCAGAUUCAGUUCUGUUGCCAUUUAGGUUACACCAGUGUUUUAAGUCAUAAACUUUAUAUAAGUUCAUACUCACCAGAUUAGCGAAAUUUUAAUGAGGAGCGUUGCACCAGCGUCGCGAACAAAACUUAUCACUCCUACGUUGUGUGAAAAGUAUAAGCAGAGGUAUUUAUUUAUUCAUUGUCAUUAAUGCAGUAUUUUAUUGAUGAAGAUAUCAUAAUCUUUGUGAAUUAAACCAAGAUAAUUUCUAUAUAACUGAAUUUACAGUGUAACCCUGUAUUGGGUCUGAUGAUUUCAAAUAUUUUAAUGCAAAGAUGAAUUUCUGGGUCUUAUAACACAGAACUUAACAUUUGAUCAUAUAAUUGAUAUCUGCAAUUAAUUUACACAAAAUUUUCAAUGCAACCUAUCAUAAAUAAGAGUGAUAUGAUAAAUUUCUUAGGUUUGAUUUACAGGGUAUUGGUCUACUGGCAAAUGUUAUUUUAUUUGUAUACAGAGUUCAAACAAAAUGCCAUUCAGUUGCAUGUGAUAAACCAUGACAGCAUUUCUUUUUUAAUGGCCUUUAUCCAAACCUAAUUAAAUAUGUCAUUAGAAAAUAAGGCUUCUAGAAGCUGUGAAAAUUAUUUCCCCUUCAAGAUGAUACCAAGAUAAGCAAAGAUAUAGAUAAACUAGAUUUUAACAUCUCUCCUUUAGAUUUAUGCUUUGCUGCCCUCUGAUGUGUAUUACAUUAUAGUUUUCAUAUCUGUUGACAUUGGUGCAAUGGUUUGGUGUGUCCUACUCCUACCAUUGCUUCCCCCGCUUUAUCAUUUUUACGUAUUGAUUUAUUACCCAUAUGAAUAAAUGGAGAAUCAUUAACCAAUUGUGUUAACCAAAUAACAUACUGCUUUCAUACUUCAAUAUCCACUGUGACGUUGGGGGGAAAUCCUUUAAAAAAUCACCAAUUAUAUACAAUUUUUCUUUUUGCUUUGAUAUUUGCUUACACUCUGAUCAUAUCUUAUUAGCAGUUAUGAUUGAUCUGAGCAUUCACAAUUAUGGAAAGCCAGCCAAACAUCUAGAAUGCAUAGUUUUUUACAGUGUAGGUGAGAGCGGGGUUAAUCCGCCCCCCCCCCCCCCCGGGGCAAGUCCGCCCACCACUUGAUUUUCCACUUUGCUGUGACUGGAUGUAGGUUUUGUUGAUGAUGUAAUGUUAACCUACCCAAAGGUAGCAACAUACCUUUGCGAGAGGUCAUCUGCUCGGAAUUCCAGAAAAUUACAGUGACUCGUCCAUUUCGAGGCCAUUUUGUAAAAAAGGAAUUUUUCAAAUUUCUUGUAUUUUUUAUAGACACUCAUGAAUGCAGUUAUAAUAUAUUUUUGUUAACAAAGGUGUGAUAUUUGCUUACUGAAAUAUUCCUUUGAUACUUCAAAAUAUGUUGUACAUUUUGCGAAAAAAAAGAGAAAAGAAAAUGGCUGCCUGGGGGGCUAGUUCGCUCCUUUUGCGAUGGGGCAGGUCCGCCCCACUUUUAUCUACAUAUAGACCCAUAGGCCUACAAAAAUAUCCUUAUAAACAUGACAUCACUUGCAAGUAUGUCAGUAUAUGUGCUAAAUCAUGAUAACUUUUGAUAGAUUAUCGAACAGAAGACGUUGUUCCAAUAUGAAAAAAAUGUUUGGUGUCAUUGAACACAUCAUUUUGUUUCAUAUAUCACUGUUUUUCCCUAUGGGUGAACUUGCCCCGCCUAAUCGGCGAACUUGCCCCAGGGUGGGGCAGGUUUGCCCUGCAGCGAAAAUUUUCUUUACGGCCCAUUUUUGCCAAAACAGUAUGCAUGUCCUAGCCAAAAAUAAGGUAUUAGGUAGAUAUUACCUUUAUACAUCCUAAAGCACAACCUUCCUGCUAACGAAAUGACGAUUCUCGAAGAUCUUGAAAAAAAAAGGGGGCGGACUCGUUCCGCUCUCCCCUAUUCUUUAAAUAUGAUGCGCAGUCAUGUCUAAAGUGUCUUGACAAUCUAGUGUGCUCUUUGUUCCAAAGGAAUAUUGUGUAAACUGCUAUUAUGAAAAAUAAUGGCAUUGAUUGAUUUCUAUAUUUGAAAUUGAUCGGAUCAAUCUCAAAUUUUUGUAAGAUUGGGUUUUGGUAUUUAAGCACUUUAAUGUGGAUACAUUAUAUCGUCUGCUCCUCAUCUCAUGGAUAAGAAAUCUUGAAGAGUGGAGGAUAUUCGGUCAGUUUUGCAGAUAGCAAACUGUAGAUAUAUAGAG